CGUUCAUCAUCAUCAUCAAAUCAAACACUGUAAUCAAGUACAUCCUCUGUUUUUUCCAACCAAAUUGAGCAAACAUGUCUCUGAUUCCAAGUUUUUUUGGUGGUCGCAGGAGUAACAUUUUCGAUCCAUUUUCACUCGAUGUAUGGGAUCCAUUGGAAGGCUUCCAAAUCUCUAAUAUCCCAUCCACUGCACGUGAAACCUCAGCUUUUGCAAAUGCAAGAAUCGAUUGGAAAGAGACCCCACAAGCCCAUGUUUUCAAAGUGGACGUUCCAGGGAUCAAGAAAGAGGAAGUGAAAGUCGAAGUUGAAGAAGGAAGAGUUUUGCAGAUUAGCGGUGAGAGGAACAAAGAGCAAGAGGAAAAGAACGAUCAAUGGCACCGUAUGGAGAGGAGCAGUGGUAAGUUUUUAAGGAGAUUUAGGUUGCCUGAGAAUGCUAAAAUGGGGGAAAUUAAGGCUGCGAUGGAGAAUGGAGUGUUAACUGUGACUGUUCCGAAAGAAGAAGUGAAGAAACCUGAGGUGAAGGCUAUUGAUAUUUCUGGUUAAAGAAGAGCGGAUCAGCUGUGGUUGAUGGAAGUACUUGUUAAUAAUGUUUGUUUCUUCUAGUCUUUUGGUUGGUUGGAGUUUUAAGGUUUUAAUCUUGAAUUAUGUGUCUUGUGUAAUUUCUGUGGCUGUGGUCUUCUACUUGCAGUUGUGAUCAAGGAAAUAUUGUGAGAGUUUGAUUA
This is a messenger RNA of Lycium barbarum (goji berry), 721 nucleotides long. Its product is annotated as 17.8 kDa class I heat shock protein-like. Gene Ontology annotation, biological process: protein complex oligomerization; protein folding; response to heat. The record is from RefSeq and is a predicted model, not a curated record. The transcript has a single exon. The coding region runs from base 75 to 542 and encodes 155 amino acids. Lineage: Eukaryota; Viridiplantae; Streptophyta; Magnoliopsida; Solanales; Solanaceae.